GCCUAGAUUUUAGGUUUUUUACACAACGAGAACAUUUCUGUUUACCUACUACACUUGGCAGCGAGAAAUGUCCGGCGAAUCGGCGGUUACGGCUAUGGAGAGGGCGACGGCGGGGAACCAAAAUUCCCUUAAGAUUAACUCGAACAACGCCGAUACAAGAGAUAUGGAGCUCCAGAUUCUUGCAGCAAUGCGAUCCCGCGUAACCUACCUCAGAAACAAAGCAGACUCGGUGACCUUCGCGAGUGUGCGGAGGCUUCUGGAGGAAGACAUGGGAUUGGAGAAAUAUGCGUUGGAUGCGCAUAAGAGCUUUGUCAAAGACAAUUUGGUUAAGUGCUUAGAGGAUCCUGGUGAUGCUGAUGGCGCUUCAGAUAACCCUGAGAAGAAAGAUGAUGUGACUCCAGUCAAAGAAGAAGCAGUUGCAUCGGAAGAGCAAGAGCAAGAGUUGAAGAACGUUGCAAGAGAAGCCCUGAUGUGUGAUAUAAAGAGAGCCCUUCACAAAAGAGCGUCUUUUAUUAAGGCUAAUUCAGAGGAAAUUACAAUGGCUUCACUUCGUCGACUUUUGGAGCAAGACCUUAGUCUAAAGAAAGAUUCUCUUGUUCCCUUCAAGAAGUUCAUCAACAAAGAACUAGAUGCUGUACUACAACCUCCUAAACAUUCGACUAAGCCUACUGGGAAAAGUGUAAAGAAAAAGGUCAAGAGCACAGCAUCUGACAAGGUUGGCAGUGAAGAUGAUUCUGAUUCAGAUGCUGAGGAAGUGGCUGUGAAGACCCAGAACAGAAAACGAAAAAUUGCAAGUGGCAAACCGGUGGCUGGGAAAAAGAAAGCAAAACUUACGGAAGCAGAUUCAGAGAACGAUAGUGAAAUGAAGGCUGAAAAACUGUUGAAGCAGCAGGGAAAGGAGACUCCAAUAACUGUGUAUGGAAAGCGUGUCGACCAUCUCAAAUCGGUCAUCAAAUCUUGUGGGAUGAGUAUUCCUCCUGUCAUAUACAGGAAAGUCAAGCAGGCUCCUGAAGAGAAACGUGAGGCUACUUUGAUAGAAGAACUUGAGCAGAUACUUGCCAAAGAAGGACUGUCUUCAGAUCCUUCAGAGAAAGAGAUCAAAGAGGUUAAGAAAAAGAAAGAAAGAUCAAAAGAGCUUGAGGGUAUUGAUACAAGCAACAUUGUAUCGAGUUCAAGAAGAAGAUCUGCCACAAGUUUUGCACCACCUCCAAAGCCGAAAAUAACAAGUGAAAGCGAGAGUGACGAGGAAGAGGAAGAGGAAGAGGAAGGUAAUGAAGAAGCUGGGGAAGGAAGCCAAAGCGAAGAAGAAUCAAACAACGAGGAUGAUGGUGGAGAGGAAAGCGAAUGAUUUGUAUGUUUACUUACUGUUCUGUCGUAAGAAAUACAUCAUCCAUUCUAGCUUAGAUCUGUAUCAGCUGUACUUUAGUGACAUUUUGUUGCUUUUUUAUUAUGAUUCUGUUGCAAAUGGAAUUGGAACACUAGUUGGAUAAAUAAAAGACACUAGAGAUUAGGAUGAAUA
Messenger RNA from Brassica oleracea var. oleracea, 1519 nucleotides. RefSeq names its product topoisomerase 1-associated factor 1. The coding region runs from base 68 to 1348 and encodes 426 amino acids. The record is from RefSeq and is a predicted model, not a curated record. The transcript is spliced from 9 exons. NCBI's taxonomy places the organism in Eukaryota, Viridiplantae, Streptophyta, Magnoliopsida, Brassicales, Brassicaceae. Gene Ontology annotation, cellular component: nucleus.